AUGUAUGCCUUUCCAGAGUAUUCAAGCCUGGCAGAACUACAAGGAUCAGAGCACCGGUCAGCUGUCUCUCGUUUCAGUAUUACUGCAGUUGGCAGGAUGGCUGCUGCCAGUCCCAGUCCUAGCCUUUUACGGCGGCUCGGUCGGGGUUUCGUGGACUACUGGCGCAGAAUAGGCGACGACUAUCGGACAGUUGCAAAAGAAACCGCUGCUGCCUGUGUAAAGAAGCCGUUCAAAGCUGGUUUUUAUUUCACUGGAUUGGGCGGACUUGUAUAUGCUUAUCGGACGAAUCCUAGUGAGUUGAGAACUAUGAACGAAUUACGGGAGUUACGACAACGGAUGACGAUGUUACCGGCUUCAAUUCAUAACAAAGAAACCGAUGCGGAGCUAGCAGAACGAUCUUUGCUUAUAAGUCAAAAUCGUCUACAUUACUACAAUUUUUGGUUUUUCUCGUUACUUGUACAGUCUCCACAUGACAGUUCCGUGAGUUUUCGAUCGGUUAUGAAUUAUUUAGAGAACAGUUUUGAAAUUCAAUUUUCACUGAGUUUGGUCGAACAUAGUCCUAAAACUCAGAAGGUGCUAGUCGUUUUCAGUGAUUUGUAA
Molecule: messenger RNA, 600 nt
Organism: Ostertagia ostertagi
Lineage: Eukaryota; Metazoa; Nematoda; Chromadorea; Rhabditida; Trichostrongylidae
Source: the annotation of a GenBank genome assembly